AUGCUUUUACAAUAUAGUAACAACACAUGUCCAAAAUGGUCACAACUUAUAAGCAGAACAACAGAUACUGGGCACACAGUUAAGUUGUCUAAUUUAAACAAAGUUUCAAUAUUUCCGAAGCCAAUCGAGAGGCAGUCAGUGUCUACCUGUUUAAGGAUAUUUUGUGACAAAACUUACCAUGCUUUGAUUAAUCAUCCAAGACUGCAGCAUAUAAAAGAAAGACAAGACACAGCAGAUUUUAUUAACAUUGUCGUAUCAUGGUGGAAAGUUCUUAAUGUUAAAGGAACAGGUGCAGAUGUUAGGUUUAAUGAUGAACUUCAAGCAGUUAUUAGAGAUCGUAAUGAUAAUAGAUUAGAAAAUGUUUUAAAUUUCCGAAAUAUGGCUUUAAAGAUGGCUGGAAAGCAAGGUAAAAGGAAGAAACAACUUACUUGUGACACUGCACAACCAAUUUACCAUACGUGCAAUGGUGUUGUUGAAUUAUGUCGUUCAUUAUUGAAUAGCUCACACCAAUAUGUUAUUCUUAGUGAGUUUUCUACUGAUCCAUUGGAAAAAGAGUUUAGCAAAUUGCGACAAGGUUCCGGAGGUACAUAUUUUAUAACAGUACAGCAGGUAAUUGAAAAACUGAAUAUUUCAAGAGCCAAGCUUUUACUAUCUCUUAAUAACCCAGCUGUUGACAUAUGUUUUGAUACAACCCAUUCUUAUCCAAAUUGUGGUUUUUUAUUGGAUGAGUCCUCUGCUGAGAUAUUUGACAACCUGCCAAAUCUUGAAUCUUUUAUUUCUUCUGAUACAAAUAUGGCACUUAUAUACAUAUCAGAAUAUUUAACUCGUAAAGAUAAUGAACUAUCAGAAAAUGAGCUGCUAGAAAAAACAACUUUCUACCACCAAAAGUUUGGACAAUACAUAGAAUCAAUUGACCGUGGUGGACUUAAUAUUCCCACAGAUAAUACCUGUCAAUGGAAACAAAGAGUUCAAAAUAUUGGUGGUAAGAACUGUCAAAAACUUGUGAUAGCUAUGAUGAAGAGUUUUAUGACAAAUUCACUCAUGGCCAAAUCUAUAAUGGCAGCUGGAAAAGACAAAGAAUCUUUUUAG
Molecule: messenger RNA, 1089 nt
Organism: Hydra vulgaris (swiftwater hydra)
Lineage: Eukaryota; Metazoa; Cnidaria; Hydrozoa; Anthoathecata; Hydridae
Source: RefSeq, a predicted model, not a curated record